Messenger RNA from Gregarina niphandrodes, 474 nucleotides. RefSeq lists its product as hypothetical. The coding region runs from base 1 to 474 and encodes 157 amino acids. NCBI's taxonomy places the organism in Eukaryota, Apicomplexa, Conoidasida, Eugregarinorida, Gregarinidae. The record is from RefSeq and is a predicted model, not a curated record. The transcript is spliced from 2 exons.
AUGUUUAGUUCGAUAGAGAAAUACAAUGGCGUGCUAGCCUUCAAAAAGCUAUACUGCGGCCCAUCCAACAAGCACGGUUUUGGAAUUUUUACCUUAAGACAAGUCAAGUCUGGCGCUAUAAUUGUAUCUGAUGAUUGUAUAGUAUUUGCCCAGGACAAGUUUCGAGAUGUAGACCCCCGUUUAGUCGCAUCGCUCGAUAUUCUUCAUCUUGACCUGAGAGUAUAUCACCGAAGGAAGUACUCGGAAAUAUUUCCAGAAUGGCGAGGAUGUAUUGAGCAAUUGGCUGCCGUUUCUAGGGUACCAGUCAGAACCUUGGAUGAACUGACGGUAAGUGAGAUUGUGACAAUUAAGUUGUUUUUGCAGGGGCUUUUAAGGCUGGAUUCUGUCGAGGUCGACGUACACAGCAACUGUGUGGAUGCCACCUUAUCCCAACGAGAACUUUUACAUCGAUGGCUCGAAAUGGGGGAAGUGUAA